This is a messenger RNA of Fusarium falciforme, 1458 nucleotides long. RefSeq names its product NACHT domain-containing protein. NCBI's taxonomy places the organism in Eukaryota, Fungi, Ascomycota, Sordariomycetes, Hypocreales, Nectriaceae. Gene Ontology annotation, molecular function: ADP binding. Bases 1 to 1458 code for a protein of 485 amino acids. The record is from RefSeq and is a predicted model, not a curated record. The transcript has 3 exons.
AUGGACGCCUCCACUCAGUUUCAUGACGCAGUCAGUGGCCAAUACACCAUCGCCGGCCCGCAAGCGUCCCAUGGUGGAUCGAACAACUUCCACUUCUACGGACCCCGUGCACCAGCCGACCCAGCUGAGCGAAAUCCACCUAAACCCCGCAAGCCGUUCUCAACAGUGCCCUUCCCACCUGAUCCCGACUUUGUCAACCGUCCCGAUAUCCUGAAAUGGAUGCAUGAGAAAUGUGCCAGACCUGCUGCUCGGAUCGCGCUCGUCGGCCUUGGCGGCAUAGGAAAAUCGCAGCUUGCCGUUCAAUAUGCGCAUCAAGUCAGGCAGCGCUCGCCCAACACAUGGGUCUUCUGGGUGCAUGCUAGCACCCGAGGGCGAUUCGAGGAGUCCUAUCAGUCUAUCGCAGACAGGCUCGAGCUACCCAGACGGAGCGAUCCCGAUAUUAAUGUCCUUCGGCUGGUAAGCGAGUGGCUCCGCGUCGAGGAGAACGGGCCAUGGGAGAUGAUCGUCGAUAACGCUGAUGAUGCCGAUGUCUUCUUCUCGAUUGCACAGGGACGACUUGCCUCGUUCUUGACGCAGAGUUGUAACGGAUCCAUCGUCGUUACAUCGCGAAGCAUGGAUGUGGCAGAAAGAUUAGUGGGUGGUCGGAGCAACCUCUUUGUGAUACCGGCAAUGGAAAGAGAUGAGGCAUGCCAGCUACUGCGAGGAAAACUCGGACUUAACCAUGACAAUGGAUCCGCAGCUGACUUAGUACGUGUUCUCGACUACAUGCCUCUUGCGAUUACACAGGCGGCCGCCUUCAUCAACCGCCGGGCACCGCGGAUGUCAACAUCCAAGUACCUAGACGAGUUCCGGAGGAGCGACACGAAGAGGGUCAGGCUCCUUGACAGAGAUGCAGGAGAUCUUCGUCGGGACGAGUCCGCCUCCAAUUCGAUCGUGACCACGUGGCAGAUCACUUUCGACCAGAUCCGUCGCGAGAGGUCAUCGGCUGCCGACCUACUCUCCUUCAUGAGCUUCUUCAAUCCCCAAGGAAUUCCCGAGUCUGUGCUCCGAGCUUACAUACGAGACCAGCUGGAGGGCGGCGAAGAUGAUUUUGAGGAGGACCUCGAGGUCCUACGUGGAUACUCAAUGGUGGCGGCAAUGACCGAUAGCGACGUAUUCCAAAUGCAUACCUUGGUGCAGUUUUGCACACAGCUGUGGCUGUCGUCUGACGAGAUGCAGCGGUGGAAGAGGGCGGCUUUGCAGGCGAUGGCGGACCAGUAUCCGACGGGAAAUUAUGAGAACUGGGUAAAGUGUCAGAGUUUAGAUCCCCAUAUCGAAGGGAUUGUUCAGGAAGAGCCAGAUGAUGAGGAAGAUGCUUUGAAGUGUGCUAGGCUCCUUUAUAAUGCAGGGUGGUAUCGAUUAAUGAGAGGAAAGUACGAGGAGGCCGAGGAUAUCCUGCACUUCUGGCCUAGUAGCUAG